This is a messenger RNA of Brettanomyces nanus, 2301 nucleotides long. RefSeq lists its product as uncharacterized. The record is from RefSeq and is a predicted model, not a curated record. Bases 1 to 2301 code for a protein of 766 amino acids. Lineage: Eukaryota; Fungi; Ascomycota; Pichiomycetes; Pichiales; Pichiaceae. The transcript has a single exon.
AUGGGAUCCAAACUUAGAUCCUCGCAAGAAGAUCUUGUGCUCAAAUCAUAUGGCCUUCUAGAUUCCAGCACUUUGAAGGAUCUAACAUUUUCUCUUGAGAAGGAGUUCCUCGGCAAAUGCAAAGCUUCUCCCCAAAAAUUGACCGGAAUAAAGAUUGGUGGUAAGCACCGUUCUGCUCCUCUUCCUCCAAUAAACGGUGAAUCGUCGUCUGAUCCCGUUGCUGGUACCUCAAGCCCUCUGGACUCUUACGUUAAGAGAAUCAAUGAUUUCAAACGUAAAUUGAAGAUGCUCCAUUCCAAAACUUCCCACCAGCCGAAAAAGAAGAUAUCCAUUACAGAUACGCCGGUUCACAUAGCUCAGCUCACCAGUUUACCAACCAGUAUGGGUGGCAGUCAGUCGCCAUCGCAUACCCCUCCACCUCACAACCACUCGUAUUCUUCUCUGUCUGCUUCACCAACACCAAAUAGACGUGCUAGAAGGAAGCGCGGUUCUUCAAUAGAACAGGAUUGCAUUUUUUGUAAUUUACCCUUACAAAGCACCCUAUCAAGGGACUCUGGAGAGAAGAUUAUCGAGCUAAAAUGUGGUCAUCAUACUCAUGAGCAAUGCAUAUUACUUCAAAUGCAAAUAACAGAAAACUUUUCCGAAGACCAUCAUACCAUUUCCUUUCCCGACUGCCCUGCAUGCGACCCUAAACAGAAGGCUGUGCCUUUAGGUCCUGAUACUUCUUCUGAACUCUCUACUGCAGUGUUGCUGAAUUCCAGAACAAAUUUUGUCUUGCCAGAUUUACAAUUACAGCCAAAACUUCAACCGCAACUACACCCUUGUCAAUUUUCCCCAUCGCAUAUUCCCAGACGCUCUCCAAAGCGCCAUGUGAAGAAGCAUUCACGCGGCUCUUCGAUUACUGCUAACCUUUCCACGUUUUCCUCCGCUUCAGCAGUAUCUCCGUCAUCUCCUGAUUUUAGUCUUUUUGGGUGGACUUCGAAUUAUACUAUUGAAUCACUCCGAGGGAAAUUUAUUAAAGAGCUAGAGCAAUUGUCCGAGCUCAAAGUAAUACACGUUUGUGAAGGUAACGAAGAGGUUCAUUUGUCGAGUACCCUUAUGUCUUCUUUUGGAAACCUUAGGCUCUUUGAUAAGAUGUCUUUAAGCCACGAUGCCAAAGAAUGGUCUCAAUUUUAUUGCUAUCUCUUUGAGCAUAUUUUGAUAAUAGUGAGCUGUAAGAAGCAUCUGUUCAGACUUGUCCAGAUAACUCCUUUAAUGAUUGUAGAAACCCCGUCUCGUUGGUGUGUAUCGAUUCGUGUCCCCAAGGAAAGUGAACCAGGGUUGUUUUUCAGCUCAGUUAAACCUGAUAUAUUGGAAAAGUGGAUAUCCGCAUUGAUGAAUACCAGCUGUAAAUUCACUGCUCACCUAUUGACUUCAACCAUCAAGGAAGACGAAUUCAAUGAGUUUGUCAAUGUGCCAACUGAUGUGCCUUCUAUAACUGCCGAAAGAAAUAUUGACAAGCCACGAGUUAACUCAAGGUUUUACGAGUCAGCAUUGAAAUCUCUUGUUUUUCGCAAGAAGCCUGAUAAUAUGUUGAUCAUAUUGAACAAUGACAAUGCAAAUGCGAAUCCAAGCUUUCUGGUGUCGAUAACAAAUAUUCUCAAGAGUUUGUUGUUAGUUAAAAUUGACGUUACCUUAGUCCUAUGUUCAACGGACAAUUUUACAGUUCAAAGCUCUGUUAUUAGUACAUAUCAUCUAACAGACGAAGAGUGUUUUGGUAAGGAUGGAUUACUGUUAGAAAGAAUUGGCAGGUAUCAGAAGCAGGUGAGUUCAGAAUCAUUUAAUAGGAGUCAAGGAGAAGAAAUUGAAACCGUUGACUUGGUAUCCAAGCGGUACUUGCAGAAAAUGACUGCAGCCACGUUGGUAGUUAUUUCGAGUGCCUCAUUGAACGAAUAUGAACCUCCGGAUGAUUCUGAUUCAGUUCUUAUUGAGGUGAAUUCAGCCAAUGAUGUAAAGGGUGGGCCCGACGUGAUCAAAUUAAUCAAUUGGGAGGAUGUCAUGGAAGCUAUUUGUUCUCAUUGUGGUUUGGAAUUUGACGAUAGUGACUUUGAAAGGAGUAGCGAUGAAGAGAAUGAGGACGAUGGCAAAGAUGAGGAUAUUGAGGAAGAGGAAGAGAAUGUUCGGCAAGAAGUUAAUGAUAUGAAAGAUAAUUCCGACGAUACGGAAAGUACUCAAAAAGGUGCAAGGUGGAGUUAUAUUCUCAAAGACAUUGAUAAAGCUCUUAAGGAUGCGCAUAUCUCUAUGGAAAAAUAUAAGUCUUAG